Molecule: messenger RNA, 3891 nt
Organism: Ostreobium quekettii
Lineage: Eukaryota; Viridiplantae; Chlorophyta; Ulvophyceae; Bryopsidales; Ostreobiaceae
Source: the annotation of a GenBank genome assembly
AUGGACCCGGGCGGACGGCCGGCAGGAGGCUCCGAACUCAUGCCCAUCCCUCCCGCAAUCAAGAUCAGAUCGCUGCCCGCGGACGAGGACCUGGGAUCGGACUACGGCGUGUCGCCCUCCACGCCGCUACUGUCCACGGCCAUCGACGAGAACGGAUGGGUGUGCGGCAGCAACGCGGUGGGUCAGCUGGGCGUGGGCGGGCAGGAGAACGUGUGGGAACUGCAGCCGGUCCAGGGGGUCCGGCGCUGGGCGGCAAUCAGUUUUGGGGACUACCACUCAGCGGGCAUUAGCUGCGAUGGCGAGCUGUACACCUGGGGACUGUCAAGUAAGGGCCAGCUGGGCCACCGGGACGAGGAGGCCAGGGAGCUUCCAGAGAAAGUGUCUGACCUGGAAGGCACAGAGAUAAGGAAUGUGACGUGUGGGUCGGAGCACACCGUUGCAGUGUCAUCCCAGGAGGUGUAUUCGUGGGGCUCCAACGAGCAUGGGCAGCUGGGACAGGGGGACCUGGCGCCUGACUGCGUGCGAAAGCCACGGGUGGUGAAGGCGCUGCAUGGCAAGAUGGUCAUGCAGGUGGUGUGCGGGAAAUUUCACACCCUGGCGGUGACGGCACAGUCUCACGUUUACGGCUGGGGCCAGAACAGCCAGGGCCAGCUGGGCCUUGGGGACCGCGUGGAGCGCCACACCCCUACCCACGUUGACGCCCUCUGGGCCCUGCCUGUGAAGCAGCUGGCCGCCGGGGACUGGCACAGCAUGGCGCUCACCAACUCGGGCUUCCUCUUCACGUGGGGGUGCAAUCAGCAGGGCCAAUUGGGCCUGCCGCCCGACGCCGAGCACGCUGCACUGCAGUCGCAGAGCCGCACGCGGGAGGGCCGCAGGCGGAUGCAGAAGCGGGUCAACCAGAAGUUCCUGACCGCGAUGCUGGAGAUGGGGAUCCAGAAGGAGAAGGCAGAGCUGGCGCUGGCGGAAACAAAGAACGUGGGAGUGGAGAUGGCGGCCGAGUGGCUGUACUCGGCGCCGGAGGGCGUGAUCGAGCGCCACCUGGAGGAGGAGAGGCACGGGUCCUCCAUGGAGGAGAGGAACCCGGAUGUGACCGAUGACAAGUGCGUCAUGGUGCCCAAGAGGGUCCCUCUUAAGUGUGUGAGGUGCAUCGGCGCUGGCGGCAACCACACCAUCGCAGUCACCUCGCAGGCCGUGUUCAGCUGGGGCGCCGGCGAGCACGGGGAGCUCGGCAUUGGUGCCUUCUGCAACAAGGAACUGCCCCUCAAGGUUGUUGCCCUGGAUGGGCGGGAGGUCGAGAUGGUGGCCUGCGGCUCCCAGCACACCCUCUUCCUGUCCCAGGAUGGCAGCGUCUUUGGCUGUGGCUCGAAUGACUUUGGCCAGCUGGGGUACUCGGGGAACAAUGGCACGGACGUGGCGUACGUGUCGCUGCCCGCCAAGCUCAAGCUGCCCUUCAACAAGGGGCAGCAGCAGCGGCGGGGCAGCCGGAGGAAGGAGCCCUUGGUGGGGACCAUCAGCGCAGGGGGCCACGCGAGCGGGUUUCUGACACAGGUGCACGAGGACAUGCCGGGCGUUCCAUCCGUGGACCUGUGGGCCAGGAUCCAGGACAACAUCGAGGCCGUGCGUUUGGGAAACCGGGAUGACACGCACGAGUGCACCUCCAACAUGAGAGCUCUUGUGAGCUCUAUAGAGAUGGUGUUCGGAUCGGCGGCUGCCUUGAGCGCUACCUUUGGCUACAAGGACCGUGUGGGCCUGGAUGUGUACAUGCUGCGCGAUGUUCAGAACAAGAUUCUGGCGCUCUGUGACAAGAAGCAUGUGAGUGAUCCGAGCCAAGGUCAGCUGAAGUCCAUAGCAGAUCUUUGCAGUGUGAGCAUUGUCCAGGCGAUGUCGAAGGCUGCCACACAGCUCAUCGAGGACCUGUACGUACACGUGAAGCUGCUUGGCACACCAGAGCGAACGCAAGUCCUGUUGGCUGCGGCACAACACCCCCUGCUUGUGGAACAGCCCUUUGCUAAGUCGCUGCUGCCAAGGCUGUGCUCCACAAUACUGAACUCCCCUUCAGCAGCACGGCAUCUGCUGGUGAAGUGGUGGGGCGAGUACCCAGGUGAGCUUCUCGAGGAAGCUGUCGUGAAGCCCCUGCAGUGCUACGUCACCAAGGAGCUCAUGGCCACGAAGAAGCUGACGGUCAGCGUCAUGAACGCCAUCAAAGUCCUGUCCAAGGUCGAGGAGUCCAAUGACAUUGGAAGGAAACUCCCACCUGAGGCCUUCUAUAACCAGCUGAUAAGUGAGAAGAUGGACGUUCUGGACCACUACAUCGCUUGGCGCCAGAGUCACGACCAUCCCCAGCGCCGUCCUGGCCAGGACGGCCCCUUCUCCUUCUGCAGCUACCCAUUCCUGCUGGAUGCACGGGCGAAGAGCAAGCUGCUGCACAUGGAGGCAAAGCUCCAGAUGGAACAGACGAUCGCCCAGUCCCGCAUGGAGUCCGUGUACGGCCCCUUCAACCGCAAGAACCGCAAGGAGCCCGACGACGGGCGCAUCCUGCCCGACCGCAAGGUCGCCCUGAAGCGGGAUGAGGCCGAAUCUAGCCGCCGCAGGAAGGCAGGCGCGGGGGAGGCCGGGAAGAAGGCGCGCAACCGGGAGGGCCCCGGGAUCCGGUCCCUGUUCGUGAACAUGCUGACGAGGGCACACCAUGAUGGGGGCCGGGAGGCAGGGGAGGCGGACGAGGUGGAGCCCAGGUUGAUCGGGAGGGAGGGGACUUCAGACGGGAGCCUCAGGCGGGCGGGCUCGUUGCAGCUUCCCCGCCCCGAGAACAGCGGCAUCCCUGCCACCCACUCUGACAUGUGCAUCCUGCGCAUUCGCCGCAACCACCUCACAGAGGACGCCUUGGACGAGAUCGCGCGGCAGCAUCGAAAGGACCUCUUCAAGCCCCUGCGUGUACACUUCAUAGGCGAGGAGGGCAUAGAUGCUGGGGGCGUGAAGAAGGAGUUCUUCCAGAUCCUGGUGGAGAAGCUGCUGUCGGUGGACUAUGGGAUGCUGGCCUACCAGCCAGAGUCCAGGACCUACUGGUUCAACCCAGUGUCCCUGGAGCAUGAAGACGAGUUCUUGCUAAUCGGCCUUGUGGUGGGCCUGGCCGUGUACAACGGCGUCUUGCUGGAUUUCCCACUGCCCAUGGCCCUGUACAAGAAACUGAUCGGCAUGGACGUGGGCCUAAGGGAACUAGAGGAGAUGCAGCCUACUGUGGGCAAGUCGUUGAGGCAGCUGCUUCAGUAUGAGGGCCCGGGCAGUGUUGCGGAUGUGUUCUACCAGUCGUUUAGCAUCGACGUCAACAUGUUUGGGGACGUCAAGACCAUUCCCUUGAGGCCCGAUGGUGAGGAUGAGCUGGUGACUGAGGAGAAUCGGCGGGAGUACAUCGACUUGUAUGUGGACUACGUGCUGAACAGGGCCGCCUGCAACCACUUUGAGGCUUUCUCAAAGGGCUUCAGGACGAUCUGUGGGGGACCUGCCAUUCACCUCUUCAAUGCAGCGGAGCUGGAGCGACUAGUGUGUGGAAAUCCGUUCCUCGAUUUCGAUGCGCUCGAAAAGAAUGCGAGAUACGAGGGUGGCUUCAAGGUUGACUCGCCGGCCGUUCGAUGGCUGUGGGAGCUGGCCAACGACUUCUCCAAGGACGAGAAGAAGCUCUUCCUCAAAUUCUUCACGGGCAGCGACCGCGCACCCAUCGGCGGCCUGGGCAACCUCAAGUGCAUCAUCCAGCGGGACGGCACGGACAGCCGCAAGCUCCCAACCUCGCACACCUGCUUCAACACACUGCUGCUGCCCGACUAUGGCUCCAAGUCCCUGAUGCGGGACAGGCUCAGGCUGGCCAUCAUGAACGCCGAGGGCUUUGGGCUGGAGUGA